AACCGCGCAAGGCACUAAGAUAACAGAAGGCGGCUACUGGUUUGUGAGCCUUGCUGCCCCUCCUUCCAAUCUUCCCCACCACAUACAUUCAGUAACCUUACUCGCCAUGCUUCCAUGACGUAGUAGAGCCAAACGGCUGUGUUCGAAUAUGCCACCAAAAAAAGAUAAGUUCCCUCCUCAAAAGGUCAAUCUUCGCCAGUUCUUCAAACCAGUACCCCCGAAGCCAGAGACAAAAGACGCCACGUCCAGUGUCUCUGAUAAGCCUCCUACCACCAUGACCAAGAAGGAGAAUGAACAGCCUACGCCCCAAUCCGAGCCUGCCGACGCGCAGCCCUUCUCUAGUGAACCCCGGAUGACCAGCCAGCUCACCAUUGCUGCAAGGAGUGAUAUAUCAGAGCUUUCGCAGCCCCAAGCCACCUCUCACCCUCCCACAACCGCCACCGACAGGAAGAAUGAACUUCCUCCACCCCAGCCCAAGCCUGCGGAAGCGCAACCCUUCUCUAGCCAACCCCAGAUGACCAGCCAGCUCACCAUCGAGGACUCAGACGAAGACAGCGACCUCUCUGAUUUAGACAGUGAUCCAUCGCAGGCUUCGCCGCCCCAUGUCAUCUCUUACGAGUCGGCUUCGAUAAGCACGCCCACGGGGGAUGUACCAGCUGCCGCUCGCACGGCUAGAACCAGGACAGCACCGCACCUCAAACCAACGCCCAAGCUAAAGACAAAGGACUCCGGAAGCAGCCUCUCUGAUACUUAUUCCACAACUACCACCAGCAACAAUGAUCACUCCCCGCCCAAACCCGGGCCUGCCGAUGCACAAUCUGUCUCUACCAAAACCGAAAUGGCCACUGGCCAGGAAGACUUCUGGGACUCGUUCACUAAAGAUGACAACUCCUCUGGUUCGGACUCUGAUCUGCCAGAUCUUUUCACACCACCCACCACCUCACAAAAGCCCAGAAGGAGUACACGCAAAUUACGAGAUGCCGGUUCCACGACUAAAUCGAGGGCACAGUCGUACGCCUCUCCGUUAACGUUCCAGCCAAAACAUAAAUACAAAUUCAGUAUCACGUCGCUGGUCAGCCAGUCACAGAGGCACGAGGCUACAGAGGCCAGCGCGCAGAGAGCGAAAACUAUAUUAGAUGAGCCAGGGAACGGGGAGGAGGCAGGGCAACAAGAUGACAAAGAGGCACUGCUGGAAUCGGUGAUUGCGGAUAAGGAUACCGACAGCGCGAACAAGAUCCUGCAAGCCGUUGCGCGCACCGAGGCUACAUCAACGGAGAAGAGAUGGUACUUCUUUGACCCUGACAGCAAGGUGCCAACCCACAAGCCAACAAAUACUCCGGCCAAUAUUUCAAAAAUAUAUCAGAAAUGGAACCAAGGGGGGGUGAUAGACAGAGACUCGACGGCUGUUUCUGGAGCUAUGAGUAAUGCGGCCCGUACCCAGGAAGAGCUGUCUGAAAAGGAAUUCUUGUGGAUUUUAGAGAUGUCGUGCACACAGCCAGCUACAAAUCUUGAAGAGUCAUACUUUGACGCUCUGCUUGCCGCCCCCGGAGCGAUAGACAAAUACCUUCGCCCGAAAGCUGUCAAAAAAAUAUUUGAUCUGUUAGGCGCUCUUCGCCAAGCAACCGAUCGGAAGGCCAACGUCGAAGCCGUCGGUGUUUAUAAAAAGGCGUACAGGGGGCGCAACUUGGAUACCCUACAGCGGUAUAUAAAAUUCCUUGGCGAUGCAGCGAAGUCUGCAACGCCGGUUACAUGUGCUUAUACGACGUCUCUGCUAGCAAGGCUUUGCGCGGAUAACCUCGUGAAGGAAAAUAACAUGAUUUUAUCUAUCGUGCGUUACGCUAUGGGAGAGCUCUGUGAUGCCAUUGAAAAACAUGGUGCCUGGGAGAUUUCAUGCCACCAAAUAUGCUCUAAUAUAUAUAAAACAGUGGCACAGGAGCCAAUUUGCCUACACAUUCUUGAGUGUAUACCGGGCUCUACUCCUCACCUCAUCGACCUACGAGCGCGACUCUCUCUCUCUGUGUUCUGCCGGGACUGUGACCUAACCCAAAAGCCCGCUAAAGAAACUGUCGAGCUGCGAAAGCUCAUGCAGGUGCUGAGCGGCCCCAGGUUUCAGAUAAACAGAGAGACAGACUAUGUGCAGCUCGCAGCGUUGAUAUCCCUCCUCGACAUUGCCAUCGACGACGGGUCCGGGGCCGAUCUCGACGUGAGCGAUCCGCAAGCUGAAGAGGAAUAUAAUUCCUGCCUCGAUGAGUUGGCGUACCUGCUCAAGGUCAUAUGGAGUAGCAUCAACGACCGCGGGACUUUGUCCCCAUCACGUAUCCACACAAAGCGGACAGUAGAAAAGUUGCGGAACCGACUGUUAGAGAUGGUUCGGACGCGUCUGAAGCCCAGGCAGAGUAUAUUUGACCUGUCAGGACAAGGAGCGGAGAGGGAGGGCGCGCUGAAGCAGUCGGCCUUUAUGACAAAACACUUUAGAAAACCAAUAACUAAUGAAUAAUGGCGGCGAUAUGAAAUCCUUGGGUCAGAGGCCGGAGUUCAAAUAGAUCAAUGAUAAUGUCACAGAGUAUAAAUUUAGA
Messenger RNA from Pseudogymnoascus destructans, 2576 nucleotides. RefSeq lists its product as uncharacterized. The record is from RefSeq and is a predicted model, not a curated record. Bases 149 to 2497 code for a protein of 782 amino acids. Lineage: Eukaryota; Fungi; Ascomycota; Leotiomycetes; Thelebolales; Thelebolaceae. The transcript has 2 exons.